AUGUCUUCUGCUGCUGCUGCUCGUACAAUUGCCCGCUCGGCUUCUCGCUCUGUGGCUCGUCGUCAAAUGUCGUCCGAGCCCAAGAUGCACAAGGCCGACAAGUGGGCGGAAUUUGUGUCCAAGCGUCCUCCUAUUGACGAGAUUGAUACUCAUCUCUGCUUCCAUCCCCCAUACAAUGGUCCUGCUGUCGCCGCUGGUCUUUUUGCUGUCUUCUGCGCUGGAUACGGAGCCAUGGGAUUCGGAAUGUACCAUCAACAACGAAAGCAAGGUUUCGUCAAAUAA
Messenger RNA from Cylindrotheca closterium, 282 nucleotides. NCBI's taxonomy places the organism in Eukaryota, Bacillariophyta, Bacillariophyceae, Bacillariales, Bacillariaceae. The record is from the annotation of a GenBank genome assembly.